This is a messenger RNA of Dromiciops gliroides (monito del monte), 2922 nucleotides long. It is a transcript of the gene ATP6V1G1, whose product is annotated as ATPase H+ transporting V1 subunit G1. Gene Ontology annotation, biological process: proton transmembrane transport. Lineage: Eukaryota; Metazoa; Chordata; Mammalia; Microbiotheria; Microbiotheriidae. Gene Ontology annotation, cellular component: vacuolar proton-transporting V-type ATPase complex. Gene Ontology annotation, molecular function: proton-transporting ATPase activity, rotational mechanism. The record is from RefSeq and is a predicted model, not a curated record. Bases 119 to 475 code for a protein of 118 amino acids. The transcript has 3 exons.
GACCGUGGGGCGGGGCAGGGCAGUCAGCUGACCUGCUGUGAAGAAGAAGAAGAAGAAGUGGAAGUAGAAGAAGAAGAGGGUUUGGGAGCUGUUGUGGCCUAGUAGUGUUGGUGUCGCCAUGGCCAGCCAGUCGCAGGGUAUCCAGCAACUGCUGCAGGCAGAGAAGCGCGCCGCCGAGAAGGUUUCUGAGGCCCGCAAACGAAAGAACCGGAGACUGAAGCAAGCAAAAGAAGAAGCUCAGGCUGAGAUUGAGCAGUACCGACUGCAGAGGGAGAAAGAGUUUAAAGCCAAAGAAGCUGCGGCUCUUGGUAGCCAUGGCAGUUGCAGCUCUGAAGUAGAGAAGGAAACCUUGGAGAAGAUGUCUGUCCUCCAGAUCCACUUCCAGAAGAACAGGGAGGAAGUCCUGGAAAACCUGUUGGCUUUUGUGUGUGACAUCCAUCCAGAAAUUCAUGAAAACUACCGCAUAAAUGGGUAGACUGAAAGAAAGAAGCUUAUGUUCGAUAGAUAGGUUGGCAGCUAAGUUGCCCUACUGUGGAAUGGGAAGCUUUAGCCAUGCUGCAAUUAACAUUCUUGUAUAAAGAUUUUAAAUUAUUUCUGUAUAGAAUUUGGUUUGGUACUUCAGUCUUUUGGAGACUAGAGAAUCUUAGCUUCAUACAGACUGAAAGCUCAUCCAAAGAGUUAAUAUUCUUAUCUCUUAUUUCAUACUAAUUCAUUUAGUGAGUACAGCUUUUUUGUGCCUUUUAGUUGGUAGUCUGGAGAAUGUUACGCUGCUUCCUAGAUGGUUUUAGUGUUGAAGAAAAUUCUUUUAAGAAAGGAAUUAAUUGUAUACAGUUCUAUGUAGCAUUCUCAAGGGCUUCUUUAUUGUAAACAUCAAUUAAGCAUUGGGAAGUAAUGGACAUCCCUAACUAGAUGGGUUUUAGCAUAAUAAUGUUGCUGGUACAGCCACUUAGGAUCCUUUGAGUUACCUUUGAUGGAGCCAACUGAACUCUGGUGCUUAUGAAUACCUUGUUAAAUUUAGUAACAGAUGGUUAUUUCAAAGUAAAGACUAUUUAACAUAAGUGCUCCUUAGCUUGCAUCUUUUCCUUUGGCUCACACUUUUUUAAACAAAUAGUCCACAAAAGCCAGUUGCUCUAUAACACAUUGCUUGGGAAAUUAAUAGUCCUCAAAACCUUCACAAAAUGUGCGUUGUGGGCACUGUUGGCCAGGGGAGGAAGAGUAAUUUGUUCUAACGUUAAGUAGCACAUGUUAAUCUAUUGGUCUUUUCUCAGGUGUCCCCCAUGAUACUGACUUGAUGUCUUAUUAAUUUGCAAAGUGGUUUCUAGUGUUCAAGAUGUUUAAAGCCUAUAGCAGCCUCAUGCCAUCUACAGGCAUAUAAGUGAAUUAUGUGUAGACCACUGAAGUCCAUCAAAUAUUGACCUUCUGCACUGUGCUCAGCAUUGUGUUGGGUGUGGUGAGGUAGCCACUGAGCUUAUAGGUACAAAAGGAGAAGAUACCAGUUAAUUCUUAAGGAUCUCGUAGUCUAUUCUUUUGCUAUUGCUAAGCUUUUUCAUUGAAGGAUAAUGCACUGGAAUACAUUGGGAUUUCUUAAGAAAAACUGAGCCAUUCUUCUGCCAGGGGAAGGUUAUUACAUUAGUAGCAUCUUCACAAAUCUCAGGGGUUUUAGAAGCAUCACUGGUGCAAGUAAACUUGGGACCUAAGUUUAUAAGACAUGAUAACUUUAGAUCUGCCCAUAGCAUUUAUUUUCCAGUUCCCCUGGAGAGAACUCAAUUAGGUAACCCUUUCCAGCUUUGUGAUUCUCUAGAAAGGGUCACACUGUCUUAAAUGAGUGUUGUAUAGAUAGAUAGACCCCUGAAUCAUUUGAAAGUAGUUGUACUGUAGUUUGGCCAAUAGUUUAGUGAUAGGGGCUGGACCUCUCAUUCUUAUUAAUAUUGGGAAUCCCUGGUGAAGAAACUCCUAGAAAUGCAGUGACCCUUCUCAGAUUUCCACCUUUUGCCAUUUAAUAACUUUUACUUCUCAUUCUCCUUAAAGACCACUUUUUUAAAAGAUACCCCUUCCCCAAAAAAAAGAAAUCUAAAGGAAAGGCAUCAUAUUCAGUCUCUUUGAGAUCUGCUGACUGCCAUGAUUCGGUACCUCUUUAUGUGGUUGCUUUGUUCUUUAGCAGACUACAUUUAACCUGCCUUCCCACAGGAUGAAUUCAAAGAAAUGUUGACGCAAAAUUCAGAAUGAACACUCAUUUACUAUCACCUCUUCCAAACCUUGGCCACCCUAAUUCAUUUAUAUCUCCCUUUUCAUGUGUUAGAUACCUCAAAGAAAAUUGAAAAAACCCUUGAUCCUAAGCCCACAUAUUCAUUUGACCAUCUUGGGAGCCGUUCAAGAUGGUGUGGAUCUAAAUCUUCAGGUGGCAUGGUUACCUAUCUCUCCCAAUGACAUAAGCUCCGGUACAGCUAUACAGUCUGGAAACUGCCCUUUUCCACCUAGGACAGGAAAGCUUGUCUGUUAUCAACUCUUUAUUCAACUAUGGCUGGGUAGAGGGACUACACUGGACUUAAUGCUUUACUUCUCUGCUGUCAUUCCAACCCUGCUGCUUAUUGGGUGGAUGUUAUGACACACCUUUCUGUAUUGAUUAAUCUGCAUUUUUUGUAUCGGUAGUGAUUGACUUUGAUAUGGAUGAGUUGACUUUAAUGUGUUCACAUUUAUAUGGCACUUGCUUUGAAAUCUUUUGUAGGUAAUGCAAUUAUUAGUAUUUUCAGUUGAGGGAACCAAGGCUUAGAGAAGGUAAUUGGUGGGAAAUCAAUCCUGUGCAACAAUCUAAUUUUAAUAGUGGUUACCAUACUUUUAGCUAACUAUUCUUUUUGUACCCAGUGCCUGACAUCUGUGCAAAAAUAGUAAAAGUAAAUGACUAAUAAAUGCUUUUUAAACCUA